ACGGAUGACCUCUCACGCGCUGCCAAUGCUCCUGGCGUUCGCCUGCCUGCUAAGAAUGCCGUCACGCGCCAGCGCCGCCACAUGUGAGCCGGUCCGGAUCCCGCUUUGUGGCUCCAUGCCCUGGAACAUGACCAAGAUGCCCAAUCAUCUGCACCACAGCACCCAGGCCAACGCGGUGCUAGCCAUAGAGCAGUUUGAAGGAUUACUGGGUACAGGCUGCAGUCCGGACCUACUGUUCUUCCUGUGUGCCAUGUACGCUCCCAUCUGCACCAUCGACUUCCAGCACGAGCCCAUCAAGCCCUGCAAGGCGGUGUGUGAGAGGGCCAAGUCAGGCUGCGAGCCCGUCAUGAAGCUCUACAACCACAGCUGGCCUGAGAGCCUGUCCUGCAGUGAGCUGCCCCUCUAUGACCGGGGCGUCUGCAUCUCUCCCGAGGCCAUCGUCAAGGCCGAGGGCCCAGAUCCGUACUAUCAGGACCCAGCCAGGUGUGCCCCAGAAUUAAGUCCAGACUUUCCCAACAACCUCCACUGCAAAGGACCUAAUGAAGAUCGAUGUACCUGUAAGACAGUUCGACUGAGCUUGAAGACUUACCUAAAGAACAACUAUAAUUAUGUGAUCAGGGCCAGGGUGAAGGAGGUGAGGACUCGGGGUCAGGAGCUCACGGCCACCGUGGAGGUGAAGGAGGUGUUUAAGUCCUCGCUGGUGAACAUCCCCAGAGAAACCAACACCCUGUUCUACAUCUCGUCCUGCCCCUGCCCCCCGCUCUCCCCAGGGGUGGAUUACAUCAUCCUGGGCUACGAGAACAAGGAGACGUCCAGACUGCUCCUUAUUGAAGGUUCUGUUGCCCAGAAGUGGAAAGACAGGAUAGGAAGAAAGGUGAAGCGCUGGGACCAGGUGCUCCAGGAGAGGACCUCAGGGAGAGCAGCUCAGCGUGGCGUCCACCACUGAGACCUUGUGUGUGCGCUCACACAACGUAACAUACACAAUACAAUACAAAUAUAACCACAACCAAAGUACUACUCAUAUACCACAGUAGACCCACAUGACAAUACUACACUAUACUGCACUAACAUGACAAUACUACACUACUGCACCAACAAUAAAAUACUACACCUACAUGACAAUACUACACCAUACUGCACCAACAUGAAAAUACUACACCAUACUGCACCAACAUGACAGUACUUCACAAUACUGCACCAACAUGACAAUACUACACCAUACUGCACCAACAUGAUAAUACUACACUAUACUGCACCAACAUUACAAUACUACACUAUACUGCAACAACAUUACAAUACUACACUAUAUGAUACCAACAUUACAAUACUACACUAUGAGGUCCACAGACUAUUUACUUUAAUAAACUUGAAUAACACUUUUAUUAUAUAUAUAUAUUAUAAGUAUUAUUAUUAAUAAUAAAGCAUGACCCUACAAUACUGUACUUCUAUACUACAUGUUACCAUAGCAACAUGACAGUACAAUGCUGCACUACUAUACUACAUGUUACCAUAACAUUGUACUGUACAAUACUGUACUUCUAUACUACAUGUUGUCAUAGCAACAUGACCCUGCAAUACUGCACUACUAUACUACAGGUUACCAUAGCAACAUGACCCUGCAAUACUGCACUACUAUAUUUCAUGUUACCAUAGCAACAUGACCCUGCAAUACUGCACUACUAUAUUUCAUGAUACCAUAGCAACAUGACCGUACAAUACUGCACUACUAUACUACAUGUUACCAUAGCAACAUGAACGUACAAUACUGCACUACUAUACUACAUGUUACCAUAGCAACAUGACCGUAAAAUAGUGCACUACUAUAUGUUACCAUAGUAACAUGACCGUACAAUACUGCACUACUAUACUACAUGUUAUCAUAGCAACAUGGCCGUACAAUACUGCCUCACAAAUGAAUCAGAUUUGCCCCAACAAUCAAUACGAUACAAUGACUAUUACAACUAUUUAUUCCGUCUAUUUUAGGUAUAAAGAGGUUAUAUUCACUAAAUGGGCUACAUUUAUAAAGUGAAUAAAUAUUUAACCUAUCAUUCAAAAGAA
Molecule: messenger RNA, 2058 nt
Organism: Gadus macrocephalus (Pacific cod)
Lineage: Eukaryota; Metazoa; Chordata; Actinopteri; Gadiformes; Gadidae
Gene: frzb
Product: frizzled related protein
Exons: 8
Coding region: 5-946 (313 amino acids)
Biological process (GO): canonical Wnt signaling pathway; non-canonical Wnt signaling pathway
Cellular component (GO): cytoplasm
Molecular function (GO): Wnt-protein binding
Source: RefSeq, a predicted model, not a curated record